UCGCGGCAGUUGUCGGAAUAUUUUCUAACAUUUUAUUCCUCACCUAUCGUUAAAUUAAAAAUACGUUUUUAUAACGUUUAAUAGACACGCUGAUUAAAUUUUAAAUUUCAAAUUUUCAUAACGGAAUAAAUCUUCUGGAUUACUAAUCAUUGGCAAAAGAUCUUAUUAAAGAUUUCAAUAAUGAUUCGAAAAUUGUCCACUAAUCUGAUCAUCAGCCUUGCUUUCAUUGUCUGUACUUACUUCCGACCAGCUGUAACUAUUGAUCUCAGCCGAUUUUAUGGACAUGUUCAUUCUAAACGUUCAGGGGAUGCUUGCCACCCUUACGAGCCAUUUAAAUGCCCAGGAGAAGGAACAUGUAUUUCUAUACAAUAUUUGUGCGAUGGAGCCCCAGAUUGUCAAGACGGAUAUGACGAGGAUCCUCGGCUUUGUACAGCUGCGAGAAGACCACCCGUUGAAGAAACUGCUAGUUUUUUGCAAUCUCUUUUAGCUAGUCAUGGUCCGAAUUACCUCGAAAAAUUAUUUGGUAGUAAGGCGAGAGAUGCACUAGCACCUUUGGGUGGCGUUAACAUGGUAGCAAUUGCACUGUCUGAAUCUCAAACGAUUGAAGAUUUCGGAGCUGCAUUACAUUUAAUGCGUUCAGAUCUUGAGCAUUUGCGUUCAGUAUUUAUGGCAGUUGAAAAUGGUGACUUAGGAAUGUUAAAAUCACUGGGAAUUAAGGAUUCAGAACUUGGUGACGUUAAAUUCUUCCUUGAAAAGCUUGUAAACACAGGCUUCCUUGACUAAAGUGUUUAAGACUAAAGAAAAUUUAAAAAAGCAGUGUUUCUUAAUGAAAUAAUAUCCUCACUGCUAUAUUUUGCGCGGUUAAAAAAUAUUAAUAUACAUAUCUUUGAAUAUUAAGAGAUGUUAAAAA
Microplitis demolitor is the source of this 910-nucleotide messenger RNA. Its product is annotated as prohormone-4. The transcript has 4 exons. The coding region runs from base 181 to 783 and encodes 200 amino acids. Lineage: Eukaryota; Metazoa; Arthropoda; Insecta; Hymenoptera; Braconidae. Gene Ontology annotation, molecular function: protein binding. The record is from RefSeq and is a predicted model, not a curated record.